AUUCUCUCACCAAAGGUGGCUGAUCAUCCAGUUUUUGACUGCAAUCUAGGACCAAGAAGCAGGCAACAGGAUCUAUGCAAUUGGAGAGACGCACUGUUCCAGCUUUCAAGGAUAUGAGACUUAUUACAUUUGGCGAGGGUGCGCGUACGUUCCGAGCUACAUGGAUGGGCAAGGAUGUAGUGGUGAAAAAAGCCGACAUCUGGAAGCAGUCCCCAAUUGUCGAUGAGCUGGAGCACGAGGCCACGAUUUACAAGGAGCUUCAGAUGCUACAAGGUCACUUCGUUCCCGAACUGAAGCUAGCUGGGAUCAUGGACGGAAUGGAGAUGGUUUUAGUAACAGAGUUCACUGGGAGCGACCUCUGCAAUAAGCAUUUGGAUGCAUCUGAUCGAGACAAGAUCCGCGGAGCACUCUCAGCGAUCCACGAUUUGGGUGUCCUGCACGGUGAUAUUCGACCAGAUAACAUUACAGCAAGACUUGAUGGGCAGGAUUCGCGAUUCAUUUUUAUAGACUUUGGCUUUUCAAAAUUUGCAAAACACAAUUCAGCCCUGGAUCGCGAGAUGGGAGAAUUGGAGGCGCUACUUGAGCUGAUGCCAUGGCCCGAAGAUUAUCGUGUAGGUAAUGGAGGAGUUAUAACAAUCGGAGUGAAUGGAGCUAGCAAGUGCGAAUAGCCGAGCUCAAAUACAGCAUGUUGCAGGCCAGGAAAGAAUGACAGAAUCCUUUUCUCAUCCACCAAGGGUACCCAUUGUCUUGCGUAGCUUAAAGCAAUACCUAGCUGCAAAUCGUUAUACAAUAGCUGUUUGCUCGAACCUUUCAGUUCUUCAAUUUCACCCAACGAUAACCCGAUGGAUGGAGAGAGACAUUUAACUUCGUUCGCAUACUCGUAAGAAAAUAAAGCUACAUAGCUCACGUAACGAAUAAUGUAUAGUGCGUGCCAAAACUGAUGCAAUAAAUUGCAUUUUUCAACAUUCAUUCCUCAUUCUCCUUCUUCCUCUUUAUGAUCUUCCCUGCCACCACCGUUUCUCAUUCUCAUUUGUCUCACCUCCAUGGAGUCUCAUCGUCAUCGCCAUCA
This is a messenger RNA of Lobosporangium transversale, 1069 nucleotides long. RefSeq lists its product as hypothetical. The transcript has 2 exons. The coding region runs from base 75 to 668 and encodes 197 amino acids. Gene Ontology annotation, biological process: protein phosphorylation. The record is from RefSeq and is a predicted model, not a curated record. Gene Ontology annotation, molecular function: ATP binding; protein kinase activity. Lineage: Eukaryota; Fungi; Mortierellomycota; Mortierellomycetes; Mortierellales; Mortierellaceae.